AGACAUUUAAAUCGGCUGUUGACAUUUUUACGCUAACACCGAUAUCGUUCCACUUUUGAAGAUCCACUUUUUAUAAACAACACGCAAGCAGUCACGUAUUUCGUCAGUUAUGGCUUCGAAUAUCAACAUAUCUAUAUUACCGCACGUCGCGACUAGACUAUUUUUCCUCAUUUUAUUUGAUGUAGCUGUUGUUAUUGCCUUUCUCGAUAUCGACGAACUCAAGUCGGUACAUUAUGGUAUUGAGAUAUCGAAAGAACCAAUUUUAUUACCUCAGGAAACCCUACCAACGUCAGUUCAUCUGAAGUCAAAGUAUGGGCAACAGUAUCACUGCAACUACCCCGAUCAUCAUGAAUAUGAAAAACAAACUGAAGAUAAUGAAAGAGUUGCCAUGGAGACUGGCAUUCCUGAACUACUGAAGCCAUUAGCUAAUAAGUCUUGUUUAUAUAAGACAAAAGAUUGGUGGACGUAUGAAUUCUGUUACGGCAAAUACAUCCGGCAAUAUCACCUAGAAGGUAACCCUAUUGAAAACCCUCCACAACAAUAUACCUACUUAGGAUAUUUUGAAUCUGAAUACAAAUGGGAAAACAGAACUAAUGAAGAGAUCAUAUUACGGAACAAAUACCUGCAGAAUCGAUACCACAGCCAGUGGUAUGUGAAUGGCAGCAGAUGUGACUUAAGUGGAAAAAGUCGCCGGACUGAAGUGCGAUUUAUGUGUGAAAAGGACAUCAUUGAUUAUAUUGAACGUAUAGAUGAACCUGAGACGUGCGUGUAUAUGUUGACAGUGUACACUUCAGUUAUUUGCCACCAUCCUUAUCUCAAACCUCCAACACCCAACAAACCUGUACCAAUUAUAUGUAAUCCUGUUCUGGCCCAAGAUCAGUUUGAUAAAUAUUUAGAACACAAGCAAAAUGAAGAAAAAAAGAAAAUUUCAAGAAUUGAAGAACAGAUAGAAGAAUUUAAAAAUGUUGAUUCCACAAAAGAUGCAUCGUUAACAGGAAAUGGCAAAGAUGUCGACAUAAAGAUCAUCAUCAUUGAAAACCCGGCAGCAUACAAGGAGAUGCUGUCCUUGGUGGAGAAGUCCCUCUCAAAGGAUGCUCCUGUUGAUGGAGCAGCAUCCUCAAAAGUGUCUGGCUCUGACAAAACACAACACUUAGCUAAAAGCAAGAGGCGUACCUGGCCGUUUCUGUUGCCCAAAAAGAGCAAAAAUGCUAAAGGUGAUAGAGGAGACGAAGAAGAAGAGGAGGAAGAAGAGGGGAAAGAUAAAGAAAAAGACCAGGGAGGAGAGGAAGAAGCAGGCUUAAACAUGGAAGCAGAGAGGAAAGAAGAGAAGGAGGAAGCAGUGGAAAAUAAUAAAGGUGAUAGGGACAGUAAAGAGGAAAGUGACUUCCUCCAACACGCUUCAGAAAUGGCAGAAAAACAAUUGAAUGAUAUCCUUCAAAAUGAAAAACACCAAGAACCACAAAGUGAAACUGAAAAAUGGAUAUACAAUUAUUUAGACAAAGGUUCUGCAAAUGAUGCACCCUCACCAUCCUCAGAUCCUGAUGGGGUAACACCAGCUGCUAGUGAUGAAGAACAAACAGACAAACUAUCUGACAGUGCAACAGAUAAAGAAGCUGACAAUAAAGUUAAAGUCCGUGUAAGUAAACUCGGGCAGGGCGGACUCUUGACUGAUGAAGAAGAUGUAAUGGAUAAAGAAAAUAAUAAACUAGAAGAAUCUGUUAAAGAAGGAUUAGAAAAAGCUGGAAUACAACUAUCAGGUGAUAAAGUAAAAGUACGAAUUUUCUCUACUGGUUUCUCUGGGAAGGACACAAUCAAGAUCUCAAAGGAAGAAGCAAAUGCUGUGAAGAAUAUGGUAAUUACUGUCUUGAGCGACAACCAACAACUUCUGAAAGAAAACGAAAAACAGAAACAGCUGGAAGAAAAUUAUUCGUUUGUGUGGAAAGACGGUAGGAAAAGGCAGCAGUCACAGAAGGAAACUCCCAAAUCAUCCACGUAGUUCUUCACUGGAGAGGAAAGAAAUUUCAACAUAGAGAAAUAACUGCAACAAUAAAAUUAACAACCACCUCAGCAACAACAACAAUGACAGCCACUGCAGCAGCAGCAGCAGCAGCAACAACAAUGCCAAUAACAACAACAACAACAACAACAACAACAACUGUGUCACUAGUAGUAGUAGCAGCAGCAGCAGUCACAACAAUAAAAAUUAUUACUUAAUUGCUA
Octopus bimaculoides (California two-spot octopus) is the source of this 2220-nucleotide messenger RNA. RefSeq lists its product as uncharacterized. Lineage: Eukaryota; Metazoa; Mollusca; Cephalopoda; Octopoda; Octopodidae. Gene Ontology annotation, cellular component: endoplasmic reticulum lumen. The record is from RefSeq and is a predicted model, not a curated record. Gene Ontology annotation, biological process: endoplasmic reticulum unfolded protein response; retrograde protein transport, ER to cytosol; ERAD pathway.